Molecule: messenger RNA, 1493 nt
Organism: Cuscuta epithymum
Lineage: Eukaryota; Viridiplantae; Streptophyta; Magnoliopsida; Solanales; Convolvulaceae
Source: the annotation of a GenBank genome assembly
GUUGAAGAGAGCUCAUCAAGGAAGAAUCACCCAAAAAGGAGCUAAAGUGCUAAAAGUGUGAAAUAAUUAAGGAACUUGUGAAAAGUAUUUCAAGUGAUUUCACAAAGUUGGAAAAGUCGCCGGAGUUGUCGCCGGAGUUGACCAAAAGUCGCCGGAGUUUCACCGGAGUUCAACCAAGAGGGGUAGAACUUCAUAACGCUAGUUCAAGGUUGAAGCUAGGGCUUGCUACCUGCACCUUCUUACGGGUGAUAUCAACUUCAGGGAGACGUGGUUCGUGCUUCCUUAUUUUCUUUCAAACUACCGAACACAUGCUCAUGGAUAUUUGUUCUACUAUAAACUAUUUUUGGGGCUUGCAUGCCCAUGUUGUUGGCCGGUUGUGGCUUAUGACUUACGGUUGAAUAUUUCCGCUAUUCAUUGGUUUAAAUGUGAUGUCGUUAUGUAUGUUUACUACUGAGUAUGGAUGAAUUAUAUUCUCGAACGCCUUGUGUAAUUAAGUGAGGUUGACUCGCGGGUGACGUCACUUGAUUAUACGGCGGUUGUACACGCGCUUGGAUUGCGGUCUGGGGCGUGACAUAAUCAGCCUCCUCCCUUACAUCUACCUUACUUGGCUGGGGAAACUAAGAUUGCAGCUGUGGACAGAUCAAUGCAGUAAAGGGAGAGCAUGAUUCAGCUUCUAAAGUUACAUUUGCAAAGAGCACAAAACAGGAUGAAUAUGUGGGCUGAUAAGAAGAGAUCAGAAAGAAUGUUUAAUAUUGGAGAUUGGGUAUGGUUGAAAUUGGAAUCCUACAGACAGACCAUAGUGGAAUACAGAUGGAAUGAUAAACUAGCCCCUAAGUUCUAUGGUCCUUUUCAAAUAAGCCAAACAGUGGGAAAAGUGGCUUAUCAGUUGAAGUUGCCAGCUGAAGCAAAGAUUCAUAAUACUUUCCAUGUUUCUCAAUUGAAGGAGUUCAAAGGAAUAUUGCCAGCUAAACCUCAUAUUCCUACUUGGUUACAUAAUAUAGAUAAGGAGAGCACUCUGAAGCCAUGGGCUGUGUUGGCAAGACAGAUGGUGAAGGCUCGGAAUCAAGCUAAGAUCAAAUUUCUCAUUCAAUAGCAAGGACAGGAGGAGCCAGAUGCUACCUGGGAGUGGGCUGAACACAUCAAGGAAAAAUUCCUAACAUUUUAUAGUCAAGUGACUUGAGGACAAGUCGAUUGUAAAGGGGGAGUAUUGAUACAGUUAGUUUUAAUUGGGAACUAGUUUAGCCGUAUUAUUUUCUGGAAUAAAUCGGUUUAGUUAGUUGAACAAGUUGUUAGCUAAUUAGAACCAUAUAUAGGAGGCUGGGAAUUGUAUAGGGAGGCUGUUAUCAAUCAAAUUCUCAUUACACAUCUUCUUUCCUUAUCUCUCUGUAAACUGCCCUUACAUUUCAUACAUUUCUCGAAUUCUCUUCUCCAUCUUAAUGAGAAUUCCUAGACUGUAUCAUUCUUUCAUCCGACCGAAGUUUCUUCCCCUUUCA